This is a messenger RNA of Naegleria fowleri, 2418 nucleotides long. RefSeq lists its product as uncharacterized. The record is from RefSeq and is a predicted model, not a curated record. Bases 1 to 2418 code for a protein of 805 amino acids. The transcript is spliced from 2 exons. Lineage: Eukaryota; Heterolobosea; Eutetramitea; Acrasida; Naegleriidae.
AUGAAGAAAGGUGAAGGUGGAGCCUCAUUGACCGUUGAUGAUGUCAAACCUCUCGUUGACGCUGGUUUCAAAGGAAACUCUCUUGAUAACAUUGUAAAGGAUAUCAAGAGAAAAAAUGUAUAUUUUGCUUUUAAAUCUAUGACUCGCAGCAAAGACUUUUCUAAGGUUUCUGAAAGUACUUGCAAGACAGUGAUACAUUGGGUUAAUGAUGCCUUGAUGCCCAAACUUUUUGGACUAUGGAAUGCAGAACAAACAAAGGCUGCAUUAUGCGAAUCCGAAUCAAAAGGAGGAGCCGGAUUAACCACAGAACAAGCACAGCCUUUGUACGAUGCGAAAUUUGAUGGGAGAUCUCUUUCAAAGAUUGUCGAGGAUAUUAUUAAGAAGAGAAAUGAACAUUUUUCUAUUGAAAGAGAAAUUCAAUAUGCCACAAAUGUCAUAACAAGCAACAAGGACUUUGCUUUAGUACCAGAAUCCACUUGUAAAGCUGUUGCUGAAUGGAUUGUCGAGUUGAUAAGAGGUAAUUUCAUUACGAUAUCAUCCAAUUUGCUUGAUCGUUGGAAGCAUCGGUUGAAAGGCAAAAUAUCUGAACAAUUAAGAAAGGAAAGAACAAAUCCCAAAUAUGAUUACCUCCGUAAUUUACAUGAUCCAACCAACAUGGAAAAACUGGAAAAACUAAUUGGUACAAAUAUUCAACUCCCUAUCUUUCAAGAAUAUGGCGAUUUAGUUCCAAAAAACUUUGAUCCAACAGCUAAAUAUCUUUUGACUCGUCAGCGGUUUGAUAUACUGAAAAAGGUUGUUGCUGGUGCAGAAGGAUUUGUUUUCUCAGGUCCUCAUGGGGUUUCAAAAUCAUAUACAUUAUAUCUCAUUGCUGCCUAUGCCUUUGUGAAUUCAAUUCCAGUACUCUAUGUUCCAACUUGUGGUGCUUGGAUAGAUUUUUAUUCGAUUAAGGAGAAAUAUAGUGCCAACAAGUAUUUGCUUGGAUUGUUUUUAUCAUUGAAUAGUGACAUUCUUUCUGGGGACGUUAUUUCAAAAUUGGAGAAAUCAGGCGAUAUUGUUUCAUAUUUGAGCAAAUAUGUUGCAAAAGAUCAACGAGUGUUCUAUUUGUUUGACGAACAUAAUGAAUUGUUCAGACUUGACAACGAUGGCAAGAUUUUUGCUCUAGAACCUUAUUUCCGUAAAUUUACAAGAUGGACAGGCUCUACGAGAGGCACACAUACAAUGACCAUAUAUUGUGGAAGUGCUCAUAGUUCUUUUGAAGACCAUUUACCUGGAGGAGAGAGUUUAAAAAUAGUUAGAAUUGUUCCUCCAACUGAAAAAGAAUUUAAUACACUUGUUGAAGACUUUGGUUUAGAUCCAAAUGAGAAAAGAAUAGACUAUGUGACAGGAAGAAUUCCUAGAGAUUUGAGAAAAUUGGCCUCCUUUCUGCAAGGUAAAAGGCUGGAUGAGGAGGAAAAGAAACUCUUUCUCCAAACACUAGAAGGUCUUUUUACUCUAGGUCUCUAUAAGGGAAGACCCACUGAUGUUGGAGGUAUUGUUUACGAUCAGGGUUUAAUGUACAAAGAUCAUGAUGGAAAACUUUUUAUUGUGAAUGAGCCUGCCAAGCGAUGUUUGUUCCAAUAUUAUUGCAACAAUAUUCCAAGACAUAUCAUACCUAAAAAUAUCUCAGGAUCAGAAAAGGGUGCUUUGUUUGAACGGUAUUUGAUCGCCCAAGAAUACCAUAUUGGAAAUCAUUUUGCCAAAUUCUUUAUAACACACAUGAGCAAUUUGGAAUCACUUUCUGCAUCUCUAUCAUAUGAAAUUAAUACACACCAGAGCUUUAGUUUGAAAGGUAUAGAUAUUUUUAAUAAGAGAAAUUAUCCAAAAGGAACAGGAGUACUAUUCAUUCCAGAGUCUGAAAUUUUUCCCUGUUUUGAUUAUGCUAUUAUUAAGUAUGGUGAUGAAGUAGUAGAAAUAUUUUUAAAACAGACCACAUUUUCUACUGUUGACUUUAUUUAUUGCAAAGAUUCCAAAUGUUCAAAGACUGACCUUGAUAAUCUAUUAACCCAACAAUAUAUAAUUGAUGAAACAAAUAUAGCCAAAACCACGACAUUAGAGCUACCAAAGAAAUAUCUAUUUUUCUUGCUUGAAUUGAUUUUUCAUGCAAUUGUUGAUGAUGGAAAAGUUGAAAAGGUAAUGACAAAAAGAAAUGAUAAGGAUGUACAACUAUAUUUGAAACCUAAAAAACAUGAGUUACAGAUUGUCGAAGAUGGAAAUAUUUUAAAAUCAGUUACAUAUGGCGGUGUUCAAUUUACUUGGCACUAUAUUUACGAAUCAGGUACAACCUCCUCUGAACAAUCUGUGAAGAAAGUUAAAGAGCAUGGCAUUCUUUACAGAAAUAGAGAAGAAAUUGAAAAUCAAAUGAAGGUGUUUUUUGAUUGA